Fukomys damarensis (Damara mole-rat) is the source of this 391-nucleotide messenger RNA. Its product is annotated as otospiralin. Gene Ontology annotation, biological process: sensory perception of sound. The transcript is spliced from 4 exons. NCBI's taxonomy places the organism in Eukaryota, Metazoa, Chordata, Mammalia, Rodentia, Bathyergidae. The record is from RefSeq and is a predicted model, not a curated record. Bases 45 to 380 code for a protein of 111 amino acids.
ACUGUGGUGAGGUCCCUCUGGACAGCGAGGCUGUUCCUGGGUGGAUGUGCACAGUGAGAACGAAGUCUCUUAAGGCGUCGGAAGUGGACCCGAGCGCACUGCACCUGGGGAAGAUGCAGGCCUGCGUGGUGCCGGGGCUGGCCCUGUGCCUUCUGCUGGGGCCACUCACAAGGGCCAAGCCAGUGCAGGAGGAAGACCCCUACGCUGAGGCACCAGCAAUGCCCUACUGGCCUUUCUCCGCCUCUGACUUCUGGAACUACAAGCAGUACUUCCAGACCCAGGGCGCCUACCCCCAGGUGGAGGACCUGGCCCGCACCUUCUUUGCACACUUUCCUCUGGGGAGCAUCCUGGGCUUCCAUGUCCCCUACCAGGAGGACUGAGUGGCACUGGC